This is a messenger RNA of Brugia malayi, 111 nucleotides long. RefSeq lists its product as uncharacterized. Bases 1 to 111 code for a protein of 36 amino acids. The record is from RefSeq and is a predicted model, not a curated record. Lineage: Eukaryota; Metazoa; Nematoda; Chromadorea; Rhabditida; Onchocercidae. The transcript has a single exon.
AUGGAAGUAGGCAGGCGUUGUUACGAGUGGAAGGUGCAAAAGGUUGAUGAUGGUGAAUAUAUUGGUAGUAAUGAAUAUGAAAAGGGUUGCGUGAACCGAAAACGGCCAUGA